This is a messenger RNA of Linderina pennispora, 1404 nucleotides long. RefSeq names its product P60-like protein. Gene Ontology annotation, molecular function: 5S rRNA binding. NCBI's taxonomy places the organism in Eukaryota, Fungi, Kickxellomycota, Kickxellomycetes, Kickxellales, Kickxellaceae. Gene Ontology annotation, biological process: ribosomal large subunit assembly; rRNA processing. The transcript has a single exon. Bases 50 to 1351 code for a protein of 433 amino acids. The record is from RefSeq and is a predicted model, not a curated record. Gene Ontology annotation, cellular component: nucleolus.
UUGACACAUACGCCUUUAUUUUUCCUCAACCAGCUUAUAUCAUUAACCAAUGUCGACAGUGGCUACAAAGAAAGUGCAGGGUGGGCGCAAGGGCAAGCGCUCCUGGCGCAAGAAUAUCGAUCUGGGCGAUGUCGAGCAGGGGCUGGAGGAGCUGCGGGAGGAGGAGCGCGAGGGUGGAUCGGCGGUCCAGGACCGGCAGGACACGGACCUGUUCGUAGUGGACAUUGCUGGCGACGCCAAGACAAAGCGCAAGAUGCAGGAGAAGAAGCUGAAGAUGGACGAAAUCCUGGGCCGCCGGUCGAGCGUGCCGGUCCCCGUGCUUGGCAAGAAGCUGAGCGAGGAGCGGCGGAAGCGCCAUGCCAUGCGCGAUCUCAAGCAACAACUAAAGAAGGCCGCUGGGUUCGUUGACGGGCGGAAAACACGCACUGAGAAAAUCGCACUGCAGAAAACUGGCAAAUACGACAUCUGGGACGAAGCACCCAAGGGCGACAAUAAGGUGAAGAGCCUUGAGUCCCGUAAGAGAUUGAAGCACUUGAGUGAGCUGCCUGCAGUGGUUGUUGCCCACCCGGGCGCGUCAUAUCGGCCCGACAAGAAGACGCACGGCGAGCUGGUGGCCAAGGCUGGGCGCGAUGAGCUGCUCAAGCACCGUGUCGUCGAGAAGCACAAGGAGGCAGGGAACAUCCGGAGUGUCAGCGUCAUGGACAGUAUCCUUGAGCGCGCCGAGAUUAUUGCCCAGGAUCUGCAAGCACAGGAGGAGGAGAAGCGGAAGGCCGAGGCCGAGGCAGAGGCAGAGGGUGUGUCCGCCGACGACAGCGGUAGCGAUCUCAGUGACAGCGACGAGGAGUCUGCGCCUGAGCUCAUCGAGCAGUCUGAGAGCGAGGAGGAGGAUGAGGAUGCCAAGACUACGUCCAAGGAUCCGAAGCGCAAGACCCGUGCCACGCGCAACCGCGAGCGCCGCGAGUCGCAGAAGCGCGUCGAGCAGGCUGUUGCCAAGCGCCUGAAGGAGGAGGCGCGCCAGCUGGCUAUCGCCAAGAAGCUGCACAAGAGAACUGACAAGCAGGUCGAGGAGGCGGAAAAGGUCGCCGAGCUUAAGCGCAAGAAGGCUCAGGAGAAGGCGCUGAAGCCGCGCAAGAAGAUUGGAAAGUAUCGUGUGCCUGAUCUGCCCGAGGCUGUCAAGCUGGUGGAGGAGCUGCCUGGAUCGCUGAGAGAUCUGAAGCCCGAGAGCAAUGCCUUUACAGAGAGCUACAACUCGCUGCUCCGGCGCAACAUGACCGAGCCCCGCAAGCGCGUCGACCAGAAGAAGGCCAAGUACAAGCUGACAGAAAAGUGGAGCUACAAGGACUGGCAGUGAAGCGUGUUCUCUGCAGCUUGUCGUGUUUCCGGAAUAAAAUCAGAAAUCAAUCC